CCUGAACCCAAGCGGCAAUCAAACGAUUUCUCAUCGCUUGUUCUUCCUAUAACGAUUUCGCUGUUCUUCCUCUUCUCUCCGCCUAAGCGACAAUCAAUCGAAAACCAAUUUAUCAUCUCUUGUUCCUCAGAUUUUCCAGAACUUUUUCCUCCCUUCUUUACCGAUAUGGCAGACCAGGACACCGCAGCGGCAGGGGACGAUCUGUCGAGCUCCUCCUCUGUGGUUAAUCCGCCGAAAAAGAGCGGCACAACUGCCAAAUCGAAACAGCGGCGGAGUGGAUUAGUGGGCCGUCUGUUGAGGGGGAUCUUCGGUGGAGGGAACGACGACUAUGAGAAGCGGUUGAGUUACCUCUCUAAGGAGGAGGCGUCCGUCCAUGCCAGGAUGAAGAGGAGGGCUCUAAGGUCUCGCAGGAUGACGAGGAAUGUUAUCGUCUUCUCGUUUGUUCUUGAGGUAAUUGCGGUGACUUACGCGAUUAUGACAACAAGGUCACCGGAUCUGGACUGGAAGAUGAGGGCUUUAAGGGUUUUACCUAUGUUUGCCUUACCUGUCGCAUCACUUCUGAUUUACUUAGCAUUGACAAAUUUCACAAGGAUGCUCGAACGGAAGGAUCAGAACACACUAGAGAGACUUCGUGCGGAAAGAAAAGCUAAGAUAGAUGAGCUUAAAGAGAGAACAAACUAUUACGCCACCCAACAGCUUAUCGAGAGGUAUGACCUGGAUCCUGCCGCUAAAGCUGCGGCAGCAACCAUCCUAGCAUCAAAGCUGGGAGCAGACUCUGGCUUGAAGGUCUUCUUAGGAGAUGAUUCUACAGUUGCUGGCAACAUGGCAGCAGGUAAGAGCAAUGAUAUGGAGUUGGUGCAAUCCAAGGGACUUCGAAACAGGAAACCAUCUCAUUCAAGGCGCCACAGCACAGGAACUUCACAGCAGUUUGCUGAUGAUCCAUCCAUUGGCUACGACAAUGAAAAACACGAUGCUGACUUACAAAAUCAGAAGUUUGUUGAACAUUACCAGGGACCAAACCCUAGCGAAAGUGGAUGGCUGGCGAGAAUUGCUGCUCUGUUGGUGGGCGAGGAUCCGACCCAAUGCUAUGCUCUCAUUUGUGGCAGCUGCCAUAUGCACAAUGGUUUGGCCAGGAAGGAGGAUUUUCCUUAUAUUACAUAUUAUUGUCCACACUGCCGUGCAUUGAAUGGUUCACAGCAUGCUGAGGAAUAUGCUUUGGAUUCAAGUUCGGGUAAGGAUACUCCGCACACUUCCGGCGAUGGUAGUGUUUUCAGCAAUGUUUCCUCUUUGUCCGGUACUCCGACGGCCAGUAAGUUAGCACCUCUUCAUGGAUUGCCUGAAGAAGUUGAAGAGAUUUCAGAAAUGUAAUUAUACUUGUUUUUUUUUUUUUGCUGGUUUUGGAAAGCCUGACACUUGAGAGCUUCUUCUUUGUUGUAUUAAUUUUAUCUACAGUGAGAUGAGUUUGGAUAGAAGUUUGGUGGUGUUGUAUCAUGUAGAAAUUUAUAUUCCACAACAUUUUGUAUUUGGGAAUUUACAUCCCAACAAUUUUUUUUAUAUAUUUUCAUGUCUUUCAGCAA
This is a messenger RNA of Phalaenopsis equestris, 1577 nucleotides long. RefSeq lists its product as uncharacterized. Bases 166 to 1368 code for a protein of 400 amino acids. Gene Ontology annotation, cellular component: endoplasmic reticulum tubular network. The transcript has 5 exons. The record is from RefSeq and is a predicted model, not a curated record. Lineage: Eukaryota; Viridiplantae; Streptophyta; Magnoliopsida; Asparagales; Orchidaceae. Gene Ontology annotation, biological process: endoplasmic reticulum tubular network organization.